AUGGAGGGGAUACAUCAUGGAGGGCACGGGGGAGCCCGGCCAUCCCAGCCUAUGGCCUUCCCCGACUUCGACGCCGAUUCUCAUAUGAUGUCCGACGACUUCUCCUUUGACACUCCAUUCAGUCCCUCUGGUUCCUCCAACGCCAAUGAUGGUGUCCUCGGCAAUUCCAUCUUUCCGGAAUGGACAAGCGGCGCAUCCCGUGGCGACAACCCUGAUGAGAUGCAAAGGAAAGAUCCGCUGGCCGCUCAGAUUUGGAAACUCUAUACCAGGACAAAGUCUCAGUUGCCCAACCAAGAGCGCAUGGAGAAUCUGACAUGGCGAAUGAUGGCCAUGAAUCUCAAGCGCAAGGAACGGGAGCAGCAGGCUCGUGCCUCGGAAACUCUAAGCUCGACACCGAGCGGCAUCGCGCAGAUGCACUUGUCCGACCAAGUAUCGCCCGCUGGCCCCGAUCUUUCCCACGAUAUGAACCAUGAUGCCACUUCGGAUCCAAUGAAUCUGGAUGACUUUAUUGUUCCCUUUGAUUCGCCCGCCGAACACUCCUCGCAUCCUUCUCUUGAUCGACACUUCACAGCAACACCCACUGGAUCAAUUCCUAUUAAAUCGCGCAAGGACCAUGCGAUGAUGGAUUCGUCGACCGCCGCCUCAUUCCCCCACCAACCCCAGGAUCAGCGAACAAACUCCGAGUUUGGAUACGUUGCCCGUCGGGUCCGCAAAACGAGCGUCGACGAGCGACAGUUCUUCGCCGGUCUCUCUGUUCCUACCCGCAAGCGCCCUGCCGACGCCUCACCCCAGGUUCCCCCGGUGUCUAACGCCAUGAUGGCGCAGCAUUCGGAACUGUCAGCGGUACUGCCAGAUUACUCGCUCGAUCAUCCACCUUCUGCCUUCGCUCUUCCCGGUAAUGGCACGGUGGGCCCGCGCAGGCCUCAACACCAUCACACGCACUCUAACAUUCCCUACGGGUUGGAUACGUAUGGCAUCAGCGAAGAUCACGGGCUCAAUUCGGCCGGGCCUUAUCAGCAAAAUUUCCAUUUUUCGCCGUCAGAUUCUCCAAUGACUGCAGGAAAUCCUUUCUCGAGUCUAUAUGCCCAGACGCCGCUCGCCUCGUCGCUUAACUCAACCGAGUUCUUCUCACCCCCGCCUUCUGGCUAUCAGUCCACUGUGUCGACCCCGCAACCGAUUUAUGAAGGGGAGCAGUCGAUAUUCUUUUCUGAUGCGCCCUCCGCUGAAUCCUCCCAGCGCCGCAUUCCUAAUUAUAUCCAGCAGCGUCAGUCGAACCUGUCUGCAUCCCUGCAGCCACGUUAUAUGUACAACAUGUCCAACGGCGAAUCUCACCCAGGGAGCGCAGUUACAGGGCCACCAACCACUCAUGUAUCUGGAUUUUCGGUGCCACAACCGCAGCAUAUCAACCCGUCACAGGUGCUUGGCCAUGGCGAGUUCUCCACGACCGCGCCUGCCAGCAGCAUGUUUACCUUUGGUGGAGAUUCAGACAAUGAGGAUGACGAUGGCAACUUUGGCGAACGCGGAGGCAUUACCAUGCCAAAUGACUUUGCCUCUUUGGAUGAGUCUGGUGAUAUGAGCGCCGGUCUUCAUUGGGAUGGAGGUUUCCCUGGAUCAAUACAGUCGCUACCAGGCUUCGGUGCUCACCACCGCAAGCAUGUUACGAUAGGAUCCACAGACAUGAUAGAUGGCCCACCUGAAUGGAACCAGGGAGGCACGCUUGGUCGUGCGCACGGAUCCGCUGCUUCGGUGAGCGAGGUUCGCAACCAGAACCAGGAUCCUCGUCGCUACGGGAAGGUUCCUCGCACAGCAUCGACCCCCAAUGCUGCUGCACUGCUCCGUCAGAGCUUGAAUGGCUCAGCCAGCGGGCCUCCGACAAACCACCCCUCGCCAAGCACCCCUCCAGAGUCCGGUCUCAGCAGUGCGGUGCCGUCCCGACCAGGCAGCCCUGGUGGGUCGAAAAACGGUGACCCGAACGCGGGACCGACAACCUGCACCAACUGUUUCACCCAGACCACCCCUCUCUGGAGACGCAAUCCAGAAGGCCAGCCUCUGUGCAAUGCAUGUGGCCUGUUCCUGAAACUCCACGGUGUUGUCCGGCCACUUUCGCUCAAGACUGAUGUUAUCAAGAAGCGAAACCGUAGCAGCGCCAACACACUUGCUGUUGGCACUUCUCGGUCAUCUAAGAAAUCUUCCCGCAAAAACUCCAUUCAGCAUGCCCCAUCCACAUCGAUUUCGUCCCGCAUGAACACUUCUGAAUCGCCACCCUCGAUCAAUGGAUCCAGCACCUUGGGGAAACCCGGUGUUGUGCCAAUUGCCGCUGCCCCGCCCAAGUCCGGUCCCCCGGCUGGCGUCGCUCAGGCUCGUGCUGGUGUGCAAGUGGCACCCAGACGGCAGCGCAGACUCGAAAAAGCACCAACUGGAUCCGAACCAGACGCAGACGACAGCCCGAAGUCAGCAGCUCCCGCAAGCCGGUCCAAGGUCGUACCAUUAGCUCCAGCGAUGGCACCACCCGCUGCCGCAAACCCAGCGAACCACAGUAUCGCCGGUGGGCAGGGUGCGAGCCAGGAAUGGGAGUGGCUGACGAUGAGUCUGUAG
Molecule: messenger RNA, 2595 nt
Organism: Penicillium samsonianum
Lineage: Eukaryota; Fungi; Ascomycota; Eurotiomycetes; Eurotiales; Aspergillaceae
Product: GATA-type transcription factor
Exons: 2
Coding region: 1-2595 (864 amino acids)
Biological process (GO): negative regulation of transcription by RNA polymerase II; positive regulation of transcription by RNA polymerase II; nitrate assimilation
Cellular component (GO): nucleus
Molecular function (GO): DNA-binding transcription factor activity, RNA polymerase II-specific; RNA polymerase II cis-regulatory region sequence-specific DNA binding; zinc ion binding
Source: RefSeq, a predicted model, not a curated record